Molecule: messenger RNA, 1724 nt
Organism: Austrofundulus limnaeus
Lineage: Eukaryota; Metazoa; Chordata; Actinopteri; Cyprinodontiformes; Rivulidae
Product: brain-specific angiogenesis inhibitor 1-associated protein 2
Biological process (GO): positive regulation of actin filament polymerization; actin filament bundle assembly; actin crosslink formation
Cellular component (GO): nucleoplasm; cytosol
Molecular function (GO): protein binding; cytoskeletal adaptor activity
Source: RefSeq, a predicted model, not a curated record
UUUUUACUUGGAUAAACGUUUGAACGACAAAAGCCGUUUAUGGUCCUGGCUGAAGAUUUCACCAUGUCUCGCACCGACGAGGUUAACCGCAUGACGGAAAAUGUUUAUAAGACCAUCAUGGAGCAGUUCAACCCCUGCUUACGGAACUUUGUUGCCAUGGGGAAGAACUACGAGAAAGCCCUCGCCAAUGUGACAUUUGCUGCAAAAGGCUACUUUGAUGCCUUGGUCAGAAUGGGUGAACUGGCCAGUGAAAGUCAAGGAUCCAAAGAUUUGGGAGAUGUGCUGUUCCAGAUGGCCGAGGUCCACAGACAGAUCCAAGUGCAGCUAGAGGAGAUGCUGAAGUCCUUUCACAAUGAACUACUCUCAGAGCUUGAGAAGAAAGUGGAGCUGGAUGCUCGAUAUUUGACUGCUGCCUUGAAGAAAUACCAGAUGGAACACAAGAACAAAGGGGAGAGCCUGGAAAAGUGCCAGGGGGAACUAAAGAAGCUGCGAAGGAAGAGCCAAGGCAGCAAAAACCCUUCAAAGUAUGGAGACAAGGAGAUGCAGUUUGUGGAGACAAUCAGUAAUAAGCAGACAGAACUAGAGACAUURAUUGCUGAGGGAUACAAGCAGGCUUUGUCAGAGGAGCGUCGCAGAUACUGCUUCCUGGUGGAUCGACAAUGUGCUGUCGCCAAAAACAACAGCGCCUACCAUGGAAAGGGUAAAGACCUUCUGACUCAGAAGAUCCCAGUGUGGCAGCAGGCCUGUUCGGACCCAAACAAACUGCCUGAGAGGGCAAUGCUUCUGGCCCAGCAGAUGGGUUCCGGUGCUCUUGGGGGCACAAGUCCUCUGCACACUUCCAAAUCCAACCUGGUGAUCUCAGACCCCAUCCCAGGGGCUCAGCCUCUUCCUAUCCCGCCGGAGCUGGCUGUUUUCAUGGGGAGUGGCCUUGGACACCCAGCGAGACUGAUGGGGCCUGAUGGUAUGUCCAUGGUCAAUGGGACAACAGGGGUCCACYGUGAGGAAUACUGGACAGAAGGGGGUUCAAUGUCACAGGUCAGGCCUCCAUCCCCUCAAAGUCAGGCGCAGGUCCAGUCUCAGCCUCAGAGACAGGUCAGCGAUGUCUACUCCAACACCCUUCCUGUCCGCAGGCCUGCCCCUGCUAAGAACAAAAACCCAGUGGGGGAGACAAGGACCCUGCCCAGGUCCAGUUCCAUGGCAGCCGGACUGGAGAAGAACGGACGCUCUCGUGUGCAGGCCAUCUUCUCUCAUGCUGCAGGCGACAACAGCACUCUGCUCAGCUUCUCCGAAGGAGAUGUCAUCACCCUGUUGGUGCCUGAAGCCCGGGAUGGCUGGCACUACGGAGAGAACGAGAAGAACAAGAUGCGUGGAUGGUUCCCAUUUUCCUACACACGUGUUCUGCCUGAGAGUGAUGGUGAUAAGCUCAAAGUGAAUUCCAGCCURCACCAUGGAAAAAGCAGCAGCACAGGGAACUUGUUGGAGAGCGAUGCAUCACUGCCCACACCUGACUAUGGCCUGACUGCCCGACUGCUGGCACAGAGCCUAGCACAGACCCGCCCACGGCCCUAUAGCAUGGCAGGCUUUGGUCCACAGCCUGCCAUUGAGGAUUAUGACAGCCGCUUUGCCACAAGUGACCGUUCAAUAGAGGUCUUCCUCCGGCCCAACUUCACUGAUGACCGAUCUGCACCCAUCUACUACUAGCAGCCUGCUGUUUCCCCCCCUAU